Angiostrongylus costaricensis is the source of this 690-nucleotide messenger RNA. The record is from the annotation of a GenBank genome assembly. Lineage: Eukaryota; Metazoa; Nematoda; Chromadorea; Rhabditida; Metastrongylidae.
AUGGAGGGACGCUACGUUCUCGAAUUGCGUGAUCGCGACCCAGCCACCGUCGAAGAUUUGGUACUAGAUGGUUGUGAGAGUGCGGAAAUUGAGGGUAUCAACGACAAGCUCGUAAAGCUCCAGAGCCUCAGUAUGGUUCAUGUGGGUUUGCAAAGCCUGAAGAACAUGCCGAAGCUUCCGCAAUUAAGUAAGCUUGACAUCUCGGAUAAUAGCAUAGCUGGUGGUCUGGAACAUGUCGCUGAUAACUGCCCCGAACUCCUCCAUCUCAAUCUUGCGUCAAAUAAAAUCGCGAAGAUCGAGGAUUUGGAACCAUUGAAGAAGAUGAAGCUUGCCGAGCUUGAUUUGUUCAAUAAUCCCGUCACUGUUGGGGAUGGUGAAUACAGAUCCAAAAUCUUUGAAAUGAUUCCGUCGCUUCAAAUUCUUGAUGGAGCCGACGUUAACGGUGAAGAUGUAGACGAUUCCCUUGAUGGCGAGGAUGGUGGCGAAGGUGAAGAUAGUGCCGAGGAUUCUGGUUCCGAUAUUGAUGGCCCUGGUCUUAGCUAUUUGGAUAACAGUCAACUCGACGAGGAUGAAUCUGAAGAAUACAAGCCGGAAGAUGCAACUGAGGACCUUCCUAGGAGAGGUUUGAAGAGGCGUAAUGAAGAAACUAACGGCGAAGAAUCUGGUGCAAAGAAAAGAGCUGAUGACUAA